Amblyraja radiata (thorny skate) is the source of this 3602-nucleotide messenger RNA. It is a transcript of the gene cox11, whose product is annotated as cytochrome c oxidase assembly homolog 11 (yeast). The coding region runs from base 359 to 1138 and encodes 259 amino acids. The record is from RefSeq and is a predicted model, not a curated record. The transcript has 5 exons. Gene Ontology annotation, cellular component: mitochondrial inner membrane. NCBI's taxonomy places the organism in Eukaryota, Metazoa, Chordata, Chondrichthyes, Rajiformes, Rajidae. Gene Ontology annotation, molecular function: copper ion binding.
GCCGUAAGGCCGGACAAACACGAUGGGAGAUGUAGUCCAUUUAUCUUAGAUGAAAAUAAAAAUUUGCUACUACUCCGUUGCACAACAAUUGGAACAGUUAGUUGGGUGGGAAAUGGAAUAUGUGCAUUGCACGAAAUUGGAAGAGGCUAUUUAUUUUUCAAUCGGCAGGUUAUUCAGGGCGUUGAACUGGUCAGGCAGAGGCGGCCGGUGGACUGGGUCCUGCUGCUAGAGGAGGUGAAUGGCGGCGGCGCGACCGGGGACCAGGGGGACACUGAUCUUGCAGUAGGUUGCAGGUUGCUAUUGGCAUCGAGAAGAGAAAAGAUUGCACAAUAGUUCCACAAACUGAAAAACUGUCGGCAUGCUGAGGUCUUGUUGGACGGGCAUCUCAAGGUUUUACAUGGUGCCCCCUUGUAACGCUUGUGCAAGAAGACUACAACAGUUUCAUUUACCACGAUUUUAUUCCGUAUUCAAUCGAGUUACUCUUCAGAAACUGAACAAUCGUUCAUCUCAACAGUCAGUGAGAAGUGUGAAUGGCCGUAAUCCCUUCACUAGAAAUCAGGAAGAGCAAUGGAGAAAGAGGAAUAAAACUGCACUUACUUACAUAGCAGCUGCAGCGAUUGGGAUGAUUGGCGUGUCAUAUGCUGCUGUACCUCUCUACAGACUUUAUUGCCAGGCUUCAGGACUAGGAGGGACUCCAGUAGCUGGUCACAACAUGGAACAAGUGGCCACGAUGGAGCCUGUGAAAGAUCGAGUUAUUAAAAUUACUUUUAAUGCUGAUGUUCAUUCCAGCCUGCAAUGGAACUUUAGACCUCAGCAAACUGAAAUCUUUCUUGUUCCUGGUGAGACUGCUCUAGCAUUUUAUAAAGCAAAGAAUCCCACUGAUAAGCCAAUUAUCGGAAUCUCUACCUACAAUGUAGUGCCGUUUGAUGCAGGGCAGUACUUUAACAAAAUACAGUGUUUCUGUUUUGAGGAGCAACGGCUAAAUCCCCAUGAAGAAGUGGACAUGCCAGUCUUCUUUUACAUUGAUCCGGAGUUUGCUCAAGAUCCGGCAAUGGCACGUGUGGAGACAAUCAUUCUCUCUUACACAUUCUUUGAGGCAAAGGAAGGUCAAAAGCUACCUUUACCAGGAUAUAAUUAGCACAGUAUUGCUAUAAAUAUUGCAUUCAUUCAGCAAUGUUCCUUUAAAUAACGCGUCCUUUGGUGAGCCGAUGAAGAAUCCUUACUGUUGUGAUUGUUAAAAUUAGAUGAUCAACAAAAGAAUCAAAGAGCAGAGAAUUGUUCUGUGAGCAGAAUGACUACAGAAGUAAAUUUAAAAUGAAUUACGGGGGAAAUAAACAGCUUUCCAAGGACAAAGCAAAUAUCAUGGAAGGAACCUGGGAUCUAGUUUUGCAAUAACAUAUAAUUAUUAACAUUUCACUUAGUGACUUGGUUUAUAUUGUGUCAAGAUGAUCAAGAUAAUUUAUUUAAGAAGGAACUGCAGAUGCUGGAAAAUCGAAGGUAGACAUAAAUGCUGGAGAAGCUCAGUGGGUGAGGCAGCAUCUAUGGAGCGAAGGAAAUAGGCAACGUUUCGACCCAAGAUAAUAAGUGAUUGAGAUCUGCACAAUAACAACACUUAAAAAAACAUUUGGACAAGUAUGUAGGCAGGGAAGGUUUAGUGGAAUAUGGGAAAAAUGCGGUGCAUGAGACCAGCUUAGGUGAGGCAUCUUGACGAGUUGGGUUGAAAGGCCUGUCUCUGUGCUCUAUGCCAAUGAUUCGAUGAAAGGUUUACUAUUGAAUGCCAUAAAGGCACAAUGUGCUGGAGUAAUUCAGCAGGUCAGGCAGCAUCUCUGGAGAACAUGGGUAGGUGGGUGAAAGUUUGGGUUGAGAUUCUUCAGACUCAUCCUUAGUGGUGGUCAGGUAAGUAAUGAGACGUUGAUUGUUGAUUGAAUCCAUGUUCUCCAGAGAUGCUGCCUGACCCACUGAGUUACUCCAGUCCUUUUUUUGUAAACCAGCAUCUGCACUUCCUGUUUCUAAACAACUGUGUAGGAAGGAACUGUAGAUGCUGGUUUAAACCGAACAGAACUAAUGUUUCAGAUUGAAGAGCCAUUUCUGCUUCAGUUUCAGAUUCCCAACAACUGCAGCUAUUUAUUUUCCAACAAAUAUAAAAUAUGUUUGCGUAACAUAUGUAACAUAGAGCUAUGUUUCAGGAAGAAUAAAGAAAAAAAGAUUCCUGUACCAAAAGAAGGAAUGCACAGAAAGGAUGACUAAUAAGACAUCUUAAGCAGAGAUGCCCAUGUUCAGUGAGAUCAAGCCUUGACAAAAGCAAUAAUUAAAACUUUAUAAAUACUUACUAGCUGUCUGAGGUGUGUUGUGCUGAUAAUUACUGCAAGUGAAAGAGAAAUGAAUCAGUUCAGGGUCAGAAUUAGUCUUGUAGAUGUGUUUGUGCUGAAUUAUAAAGAUAAAACCUCCAGUUACCAAACUCCAGAAAUGCUGCUUGAUCCGCUGAAUUACUCCAGCACUUUGUCUUUUUUUUUUGUAAACCAGCAUCUGCAGUUCUUUGUUUCCACUAUUAAAUGCUGUUUUCUUUAUCACAGUGAAUUGCAUCACUUUUCUAUUUUGUCACCUCCAUUGCCCACUUGAGGGGACGGCCUUGAUCUCAUAUCCAAAGAAUAGCAAAAGAAUCUUCUGGGAUAGCUUUUCUCUCACCUUAUUGAAUGUUCCUAGAAAUCUGACUUGGGUCUUGUCUUGAAUUCUGUUGCCUCCAAUCUCGUAACUGCAUAAUGCAGAUUCAGGUUCAACAUGACAUUCCCCCUCCCACACCACCCCUCACAAUGUACCUGCUGUUCUUUCUAAAAGGGCAAGCAAGAGUGUUACAGAAACAGGGUCUCCAAAAGUGUAGCAAUCUCAGUAUUUCAAUGGAGUAACAUUGGUCUGCAAAAUUCUGGAAUGGACCCACAAGUGAUUGACUCCGAUGGGAGUGCUACCAAUUGAGGCGCAACUGACCAUCACGUGACAUGUCUCAAAUUAUCCAUAUCAUAUAUCUCAGAAUAAUUUCUGAAAAUAAAUUGUCCAAUUUCAUGAGAAUUCAUCAAACUUCUACCUCAUCCUACAACAUGGAAGACGUAUUGACACAAGAGAGGUGGUGACGGAGAUGUUUCUGAGAGCUUGACUGAUGUGAAUUAUUUGCUUGAUGUCAAUAAAUGCAUUUCAGUAAACAUAGUUUGUUUGAUCGUGUAUUGGGAUUCUAAUGGACAGUCCUGGCUCGCCUUGGGUGAAAUUCCACUGUAAACUACAUUGUGUAAUUAAUUCAAAAACAUAAAGGUUUAUUGCCAAGCUUGAGAGCUUAGUGGAGUUCAGAAAAUUCUCACCAGCUUUUUGAGAACCUCAUUGUAUAUAAAUAUGAACAUGCUUGAAAAUAUGGUACAACUGCCUGUUUAUAAUCCUAUUUAAAUUACAACCAAACUAUGAAUUAUUCAUUUUUUUAAGGGAAUCAACCUGUCAAAUGUGGUGAUAUUAGGGGGAAAAUAUUUUGGUUUUAGGAUUAAUAUGAUGCAAAAUCUGCAGUUUUAUUGUUGAUAGCUGUAUUUUAUACAAUUCAAUUAAAGACUUUGUGAUUCAACCAA